This is a messenger RNA of Drosophila arizonae, 708 nucleotides long. RefSeq lists its product as uncharacterized. The record is from RefSeq and is a predicted model, not a curated record. Lineage: Eukaryota; Metazoa; Arthropoda; Insecta; Diptera; Drosophilidae.
AACAUCAACAGCAACCGCAACAGCAGCGCAUCAACAACAACUACAGCAACAAUAGCAGCAGCAGCAACAACAUCAUGAACAACCCCUAUUGCAAUCGGCGGCUGCACACCAGCAGCUACUAUGCCACCACAUUGCUGGAUGCGGCCGCCUAUUGCUAUGAGACUGUGAUGGAUGCCACACACUACAAACUGCAAUCUGUGGCAGCAGCAGCGGCAGCAGCUUCAUCAUCGACAACAACAAUAACUGGAACAACAUUGCACUCACAUCAACUGCAGCUGCCCGGAUUAGCCAUGCCCACGUUGGUGACCGGUGUUGGAGCAGCUGGAGCAAUACCUGGAGCUGGAGCAACAACCAUCGGCAGCAACAGCACCACCACCAACACCACAACAACAACGACGACACGCACCUACCUGGGCAUGUACAAGCGCUGGCAGCAGCAGCAGCUGCAACAGCAGGCGCAACUGCAGCAGCAACAGCAAUUGUUGCUGCUGCAACAGGAAUUGCUGUAGAUUGUGCCCAAGGACGUUAAGCGCAACACUGCCAACAGUUAACGAGCUCACUUGCUGCAUCUGUUGUUGCACUUGGAGAGGAAGAGCAAGAGCGACAGAAAGAGAGAGAGAGACAACAACAAUAACCAGCAAGAACAACCCGAAGAAUUUCCACUGACGCCUCUGAAGCAAAGCGCGCCGCAAAUGCAUAAAAAAUUAA